AUGGCUGACCAAACAGAUGUAGCUAUUAAAGUGGAAAAAAAAGGAGAAACGGAGGAUGGGAGGACUCCAAGCUUAGACGAUUGGACAAAUUUAAGAAAAGUAUCGGAUAAAUUACCUGUUGGUGCUUGGUUUGUUAUAUUGUGUGAAUUUUGUGAAAGAUUUACUUAUUAUGGAAUUUCCGGUCCAUUUCAAAACUACAUUCAAUUUCCACCACCACCACCAUCAUCUUCCCCAAGUGAUCGACAACCAGGCGCGAUUGGAGCCGGUCAACAAACUGCAACCUCUUUGACAUUAUUUUUUCAAUUCUUUUGUUACAUAACACCUUUAUUGGGUUCUGUAAUUGCUGACAAUUAUCUUGGAAGGUUUAAAACAAUAAUAGUUUUUAGUAUUGUUUACACGAUCGGAUUAACAGUUUUAGUGUUAACAUCAAUUCCACAAGCUAUCGCGUCAAGUGGUGUUUCUUUUAUCGGCCUUAUCAUCUCAAUGUUAAUCAUAGGUUUUGGUACUGGUGGUAUCAAAAGUAAUGUUGGUCCUUUGACUGCUGAUCAAUAUACAAAUACAAGACCAUUUGUUAAAAAAAUUGAACGAAAAAAAAAUGAAACUCUUCAUCAGGGAGAGAAACGAGAAGAUGUCGAUGAUGACGAAGAAGAGGUUAUAGUUGAUCCGAAAUUAACCAUCCAAUCGAUAUUUCAUUGGUUUUAUUUGUCAAUAAAUAUUGGUGCCCUGUCUCCAUUAAUUAUCACAGUCAUUGAAAAAUAUCAUUCAUACUGGCUAGCUUAUUUGAUUCCAAUAUUCGUAUUCGUACCUUCAAUCUUUAUCUUACUAGUUAAUCGAAAUAGAUUGAUUAAAAAUAAGCCCAACAAUGUCAAAGCCAGUAACAACAAUAAUAAGAUCGAAGGAGAAGAUAACAAUGCCAAUAAUAAUUCGAUUUUAAAUUUUUUUAGAAUAACAGGAUUGGUUAUUACAUUUAGAAGCACUAAUCUGGAUAAUUUUAAACCAUCAAAUUUUAAAACAUUGUUCACUGGUAGUGAUGAUGAAAAAGAAGCAAAAGCUAAAAAGUAUAAUGUAGAUUGGUCGGAUAAAUUUGUUGACGAGUUUAAACAAGUUUUAAAAGUUUGCAAGGUUUUUUUGUUCUACCCUUUUUAUUGGAUUUGCUACUUGCAAAUGGUUAAUAAUUUAAUAUCACAAGCUGCUACAAUGCAAGUUGGCAAAGUACCAAAUGAUGUAAUGAAUAAUUUAAAUCCAGUUGCUUUAAUGAUUUUUAUACCUUUUGCUAACUAUGUAUUAUUUAACAUAAUUAUACGUCCAAUCACUCGUAUCUUUAUUGGAUUCAUGUUGAUCAGUUUGGCUAUGGCUUACUCGGCAAUAAUUCAACAUUUUAUCUAUACCACUGGUCCAUGUUAUAUCAAUACCAGAUGUGAAAUAGAUGGUGUACCUGUUCCAAAUGAUAUAAUUACUGCUUUAUUUUUAACAACAAGUGGAAUAAGUUCAGCAAUAGGAUUGCUGAUUGUACCAUUGUCAAAAGAUCCUUAUUUAGUUUAUAUGUAUUCAUCAUUAGCUGUAUGUGCUUUUAUUUCUGGUAGUUUGUUAUUAUGGUUCUUUAAAAAGUAUGAUAAAGAAGAUGAAGAAGAUGAAAAAUCAUCAAAAGCAAAAUAA
Molecule: messenger RNA, 1656 nt
Organism: Entrophospora sp. SA101
Lineage: Eukaryota; Fungi; Glomeromycota; Glomeromycetes; Entrophosporales; Entrophosporaceae
Source: the annotation of a GenBank genome assembly